AUGGAAGCUAUGUUUGCAAUUAUAACAAUAUUAUGCUGCUUCACUUCCCCUGCAAUUGCAUGCCCCUUCCCUGAAAGAAAUCUUCUUCUGGAUUUCAAGGCAGCCGUUGUAGAUGAGUAUAACACACUAAGUUCCUGGCACGGAUUCAAUUGCUGCACGUGGAGAGGAGUCAGUUGUAAUCUCCGCAUAGGCCAUGUUUCUCGACUGGAUCUGAGUGGAUUCAAUUUGGAAGGUAACAUCAGUUCAUCGCUGUUCCAACUUGCACGGUUGGAGCACCUCGAUCUCAGUGACAACCUCUUCAAGGGUAAAUUCAGUCCUCCCCAUAAUAGAAAGUUGAAGAGUCUCACUUUUCUUGACUUGUCAUUUGCUGGUUAUGUAAAUGAAUCCUUUCUGGGUGAUGUAAGUGAAUUUUACGUGAGUUUGGAAAGCUUAUCAAAUCUGGUGAGCUUGGAAUACCUCUCUCUUGCUGAAGUGAACAUCUCUGUAAACAAAGAGUGGGGUGAAGUUGUUGGCAGUCUAUCCAACCUUCAACAACUCAGCAUGUCUGACUGUGGGCUUGGAGGACAAAUUCCCAAUUCCCUUCUCAACCUCACCUCUCUCCUCCAUCUCGAUCUAUCAUACAACUAUUUGUCAGCAUAUAUACCAGCUUGGAUUGAAAAUGUGACUGGGCGCUUGCUCUCUCUUGAUCUCUCUGGGAAUUACAAUCUUGGAGGAGACAUUUCUUUCAUUGGACAACGAAAGUCUUCUUUGUCACUAACCAGCAUUGAUCUUUCACGGACAGCCAUCAAGGGCCGAAUUCCAUCUGCUAUAUGGAAUAUCUCAUGCUUGGAGCGUCUUCGUCUGUCAGGUGAGAUUCCAUUUGCUAUAUGGAAUAUGUCGUCCUUGAAGGAUCUUCUUCUAUCAGAUACCAGAAUUGAAGGUGAGAUUCCAUCUGCUAUAGGGAAUGCGUUGUCCUUGGAAAGUCUUUAUCUGUCGUAUACCGGAAUUGAAGGUGGGAUUCCAUCUGCUAUAGGGAAUGUGUCGUCCUUGAAGAGUCUUUAUCUGUCUGAUAUCUCUAUUGAAGGUGAGUUUCCUGUCUCCAUACUCAAUCUCUCUAAACUUGUUGAAUUGGACCUGUCCUACAACAUGUUAACUGGGGUAAUCCCACCUUCAGUGGACUCACUUUCUUCCCUUGUUAGUCUUGACCUUAGUGCCAACGAAUUGAAUGGUACGAUUCCAUCUACAAAUUCAAAUCUUGUUAACUUAAGAAGCCUUUUGCUCCACUCCAAUAGUUUAAGCGGCCUCAUUUCCCUUUCCGUAUUCGAUAAUCUCACUAGUCUUGAUAGCCUGUAUCUUUCUUACAAUCAGUUAACUGUAAACAUUGAUUCAACAUGGAUUCCGCAGUUUAAGCUUUCCGCUUUGGCAUUAGGCUCUUGCAAUUUAGAUAGAAUUCCAUCGUUUCUUGUGACCCAAUACGACUUGGAAUAUCUAGACCUAUCUGCUAACAGUAUCCAAACAAAUAUUCCAUCUUGGAUAUGGAACUUACCCAGCCUUUAUAGUUUGAACCUUAGCUGUAAUCAAUUAACUGGGUCAUUGCCAUCUAGACAAACCUUACCCAUGUAUAUUGACUCUCUAGAUUUGCACAAUAAUAGCCUAGAAGGUUCUCUUCAUCUUCCUCUCGCUGGAGCUUAUCUGCUGGAUCUGUCGACGAAUCAGUUUAAUGGUUCUAUUCCUAGUCACAUCGGUGCGUAUCUUGAAAAUGAAAGGUUCUUAUCCUUGUCGCGGAAUAACCUCAGCGGAGCGAUUCCAGAUUCUAUUUGCACUCCAUAUUUGCAGGUUCUUGACCUUUCAAAAAAUACGCUGAGCAGUGUCAUUCCUCCUCAUUUAACCAGGAAUUGUUCUUCUCUUAGUGUUCUAGAUUUGGCAGAGAAUCAUCUGGAAGGUAAAUUGCCAGCAGAGUGGGGCAACAUUACAAACAUGCAUACAUUGAAGCUCAAUGGUAAUCAUUUGAGAGGAGUUAUUCCCUCAUCCAUUUCAGAAGGCCGAUCUCUGCAAGUAUUGGAUUUGGGAAAUAAUGAUUUGGAAGGCACCCUUCCCCACUGGAUUGGAAAGCUAUCACAGCUGCAUGUGUUGGUCUUAAGGUCUAAUCAUUUUCAUGGCAGUAUCCCACGCCAGGUAAUUGGCCUUCCGAAUCUUCAAAUUCUGGAUCUUUCUGGCAACCACCUUUCAGGAGCUAUUCCAAGCAACCUUACAAACCUGCUUGCAAUGGUCAAUGCAUCGCAGAAUAAUUCAAACCAUUUGGAAGACGUUAGAUAUACAAAUAAAAUUACAAUUUCCUGGAAAGGCUGGGAUGUUGAAUUUGUGAAUGUUCUCUUUAUUCUUAAAUGUAUUGAUCUUUCAAACAACAGUUUAUCAGGGAGCAUUCCUUUUAAAAUGGGAUCUCUUCAAGGCUUGAUAGCCCUUAACCUUUCAAGGAAUCAUCUCAGUGGCCGAAUCCCAAAAACAUUGGGACACAUGGAUCAGCUAGAGUCUCUGGACCUCUCGCUAAACAGGUUGAAUGGCAACAUUUCCUUAGAACUUGAGUUCCUGAGUUAUUUGGAGUUCUUGAAUCUAUCUUACAACAUGCUUGAUGGAAAAGUACCCCAUGGAGGACAGUUUCUAACUUUUGGGGAGUCAUCCUACUUAGGCAAUUCUAAGCUAAGUGGGAUUCCAUUUACCAAUAUAAGCGUGUGCAACAACUCUUCUGGCUAUGGCAACUGCACAAGUAUUGAGAGAAUUGGUGAAGCAAAGAAUUCAGAUGGUGAAAUGAUAGGAUGGGCAGUCGGACUUGGAUUGAGUUAUGGUUUGGGAUUCUCGGUUGUGAUUGGAGUAUUGACUUUAAAUAAAAGGGUGAGAAAGAGAGCCUUCGAUUUGUAUGAUGUUGUAAUAUUAGCUAUUGAUGGGUGUAUAAGAGGUUAA
Messenger RNA from Cryptomeria japonica (Japanese cedar), 2937 nucleotides. Its product is annotated as receptor-like protein EIX1. The record is from RefSeq and is a predicted model, not a curated record. NCBI's taxonomy places the organism in Eukaryota, Viridiplantae, Streptophyta, Pinopsida, Cupressales, Cupressaceae. The transcript is spliced from 2 exons. Gene Ontology annotation, molecular function: protein binding. Bases 1 to 2937 code for a protein of 978 amino acids.